Molecule: messenger RNA, 1232 nt
Organism: Helicoverpa zea (corn earworm)
Lineage: Eukaryota; Metazoa; Arthropoda; Insecta; Lepidoptera; Noctuidae
Product: beta-1,4-galactosyltransferase 4-like
Exons: 8
Coding region: 57-1106 (349 amino acids)
Biological process (GO): carbohydrate metabolic process; glycosphingolipid biosynthetic process
Molecular function (GO): N-acetyl-beta-glucosaminyl-derivative 4-beta-N-acetylgalactosaminyltransferase activity
Source: RefSeq, a predicted model, not a curated record
AGCUUAUUACAUUUUUGAACCUCUUCUAUGAAACUGGUAUCUUAGGCUAGGGAGAGAUGGAGCCUCGCAGUACAGAAUACACUCGUAAAGCUUGGAUAUACGUGAUAUGCCUACUAAUUACUCUGGAUUGCUAUUUCCACGUGCUCGUGUAUUACGAUGUAUUGUUUCCACCACGGGAGAGCUUACCGAAGAAAAGAAACUCUUAUAAUGUUUUUGAGACACAUUACCCAAAGUUUGAGGUGGAUGAAUAUUAUAUGUAUCCACUAGUUUUUAAAGCAAAAGUCUCAAUGUGGUAUGGAUGUGAUCCAUACAACUCUUCAUACUAUUGGUUUACUUCCAUGAAACCCUUUUUCAAAGAUGUCGGCGCUGAGGCAAGGCCAAGAUACUUAAACGACACGCCGAUUUGUAAAUUAAAUACAUCUUUCGCGCCAAUAACAGUGGCCAAUAAAACUGAACCUAAGGUCGUCGGGUUUGAGCAACAGAAACCUGAUGUGAAACUGGGAGGAUAUUAUGCGCCUACGCACUGCCGUGCUGCCAGCAAAGUCGCUGUCAUCAUACCGUAUCGAGAUCGAUGUGUGAAUUUUAAGAGCCUACUUCGUUACCUCCAUGCGCUGCUCCAAAAACAGCUAGUGGAGUACAGGAUAUUUGUUAUUGAACAGUUUGGAACAGAAAAGGUUAACAAGGGCCGGCUGUACAACAUCGCGUUCCUGGAGACGCAGCGGUUCGGCUCGUGGGACUGCCUGGUGUUCCACGACAUGGAUCGCAUCGUGGAGGACAAGGACAUCCCCUACUCCUGCCUUCAACGCCCCGAGAACUUCUCACCUAGCGUAGAACUUUAUGGAUUUAGGGAAUACCGAUCUGCCAUCGGUAGUGUGACGGCGGUUUCUCCGAAGGACUACGAAGCUAUGGGAGGCUAUUCUAAUACACAUCCAGAGAGAGAAGAAGAAUUCUACAACAGCCCUCAACUCUUUGGGAUCCCAUCGCCAACGGACCUCAGAAGUACAAAGUACCAUCUACUAAAUGUCACCGAAGAAAAACUCUACACCCAUAUCUUAGCAGACGCGAGUGUAUUUAUUCAUUAUUUAGGCUACAAACAAACUAAUUAACUAACAAAAAAUGUUUAAGAGUAAACUGAGCCGAACCUUUACAAUGUCUGAUUUUUUCAACAUUUGUUAUUCUAAGUUUGGAUUUGAUAAUUUGUAUGUUGUUGUUAUUAAAUAUUUAAAAAAGAA